Molecule: messenger RNA, 1698 nt
Organism: Culex pipiens pallens (northern house mosquito)
Lineage: Eukaryota; Metazoa; Arthropoda; Insecta; Diptera; Culicidae
Gene: ND-49
Product: NADH-ubiquinone oxidoreductase 49 kDa subunit
Exons: 2
Coding region: 175-1584 (469 amino acids)
Biological process (GO): mitochondrial electron transport, NADH to ubiquinone
Molecular function (GO): quinone binding; NAD binding; NADH dehydrogenase (ubiquinone) activity
Source: RefSeq, a predicted model, not a curated record
ACCCUGACAGCCCACGUCCAAUCUGUAAUUUUGCGAAAUUUUUCUCCGACUUCCAUUUUCACCGCCGUGAAAAUCGGUCGAAACUUUGUCCUCCGCUUUUGCGAUCGCGCCCGUACUGUUGUGUGAAUCUGUUCCGCGAACAGCCCCCGCCCGUGACGUGACGCGACCGGCAGGAUGGCCUUUUCGGUGCUGAACUCGGUGGCCAAGAAGGCGGCCGCGAAUGUUUACAUAACCAAUUGUUUGCUGAAGAACGCGGGCGCUUUAUAUAAUGGCCAGCAGCCGAGGCGCAACGCCGGAAAGUGGUUCCCGGAUCCGGAGUUUAUCCAGCAGUUCAACGCGGCCGUCAUGUAUCCCGACGAGGUGACGUCCAAGUGGAAGAUUCCGCCGUGGAACAGCAAGAUUGCUCCGGUGGAGAAGACGGUCCGGAACGUGAAGCUGAACUUUGGUCCGCAGCAUCCGGCCGCUCACGGUGUGCUCCGGCUGGUGCUGGAGCUGGACGGCGAGACGGUGAUGCGGUCGGAUCCGCACAUCGGGCUGCUGCACCGUGGAACCGAGAAGUUGAUCGAGUACAAGACGUACACCCAGGCGUUGCCUUACUUCGACCGGCUGGAUUACGUCUCGAUGAUGUGCAACGAGCAGUGCUACUCGCUGGCCGUCGAGAAGUUGCUCAACAUCGACAUCCCGAUGCGGGCCAAGUACAUCCGGGUGCUGUUUGCGGAGAUUACCCGCAUUCUGAACCACAUCAUGGCCAUCGGAACGCACGCGCUGGAUGUGGGCGCGCUGACGCCGUUCUUCUGGCUGUUUGAGGAGCGCGAGAAGAUGAUGGAGUUUUACGAGCGCGUUUCCGGCGCCCGGAUGCAUGCCGCGUACGUCCGUCCCGGCGGAGUGUCGCAGGACAUGCCGCUGGGUCUGCUGGACGACAUCUACGAGUUUGCGUCCAAGUUUGGCGAGCGGCUGGACGAGGUCGAGGACGUGCUGACGACGAACCGCAUUUGGGUCCAGCGCACGCAGGACAUUGGCAUCGUGUCGGCGGAGGACGCCCUCAACUACGGCUUUAGCGGCGUCAUGCUGCGCGGUUCCGGCAUCAAGUGGGAUCUGCGCAAGUCGCAGCCGUACGACGCGUACGACCAGGUCGAGUUUGACGUUCCGAUCGGCACCAAGGGCGAUUGUUACGAUCGGUACCUGUGCCGGGUUGAGGAGAUGCGUCAAUCGCUGCGUAUCAUCGACCAGUGCCUGAACAAGAUGCCGGCCGGCGAUGUCAAGACGGAUGACGCCAAGUUGUGCACGCCGUCGCGCUCGGAGAUGAAGACGUCGAUGGAGGCGUUGAUCCAUCACUUCAAGCUGUUUACCCAGGGCUACCAGGUUCCGCCCGGUUCCACGUACACGGCCAUCGAAGCCCCGAAGGGCGAGUUUGGAGUGUAUCUGGUGGCGGACGGGUCAAGCCGUCCGUACCGGUGCAAGAUCAAGGCUCCCGGGUUUGCCCAUUUGGCUGCGUUGGACAUGGUCGGCAAGCACCACAUGCUGGCCGAUAUCGUCGCCAUCAUCGGAACCCUAGACGUCGUGUUUGGCGAAAUUGAUCGUUAAAAGGGGUCGUCAAGCGGCAGAUGUGCAGUCUUUCGAACGUGAUUGUUAAGUGAAAAACGAACAACAAUUCAUGUAAUCUUCUAUCAAAAUGGUUCAAUAAAUAUGGUUCGAAAC